This is a messenger RNA of Zingiber officinale, 477 nucleotides long. RefSeq names its product basic proline-rich protein-like. The transcript has a single exon. The coding region runs from base 1 to 477 and encodes 158 amino acids. The record is from RefSeq and is a predicted model, not a curated record. NCBI's taxonomy places the organism in Eukaryota, Viridiplantae, Streptophyta, Magnoliopsida, Zingiberales, Zingiberaceae.
AUGGAAACACCACGGUUCCGUUCUCUCGUCCUCGUCGUCGCCCUCCUCUCCGCCGCCGACCAUUCCCUCUCCUCGAACCCGCCCUCGCCCUCACCCUCGCCCUCGCCCUUUUCGGUCGCCGACGGAGCAUAUCUAUCCCCUCCCGCCCCUCCGCCGGGCUAUCUCUCCCCGUCUCCCUCCCCGUCCCCCCAGAACCAUCUCUCCCCGCCGGCUCCUCCGCCGGAGACGCCGCCCUCCCCUGCUCCCACACCGCCGUCAUCCGGCGUCGAGGAGCAGGACAUGCGUUCCGAGGCGAGGGAAGAGCCCAACGAGAGCGGAGGCGGAGGAGGGAUGACCGCCGGGAAAAAAGCGGCGACGGCGCUGGGGGUGAUCAUUGGAGCGGCGUUGCUGGCGGCGGCGGCUGUCGUGUACAAGAAGCGGCAAGACAACACCCGGCGGGGGCAAUACGGCUACGAAGCACGAGAACAGAUGCUUUGA